AUGAAUAAUUCCUUUAUCUCAAGCACGUUUGUGACGAGAAUCAAUGUCAUUAUAGCUAAAUGUAGAAUGACACUUACGAGGGCUGCUACCUUAAGCAACAAUAACAAUAAGAAGAAAACUUCAACUCUACUACCACCACAGCCACUUGAGCAACCAUGUCAGCUGCCACAACAGCAAUCAACUCAGCCACAACAAGGUACUUCAUCAGCCUCAGGAGGGGGUUCCCACCAACAGGAUGAGGGAACGCAUACUCAAACUUCUUCACAGAGGAAGAACACUCGUGGCCGAACUGUGGGGGCUGGCACUUGUGAUGUUGUGAAAAAAAGGAAGAGUUUGAUUCCAAUACGGAUGGAUCCAUCCCAGAAAUUGGUGGCGACUAUUGAGGCUCAAAAACUGUUUGUCUCUGAGAUUGGGUUAAUCACUCGCAAUAAAGCUCCAUUGAAUGUUUUAGGGAUGAAAAAAGUGAGCUUGGAGAUGAAGAAAGAUAUGGCACUAGGAUUGCAGUUCAUGUUUGAUGUGGACUUAACGGAUCCGGAUAUAUGGAAAUUUAUUAAUGACCAUAUGCACUCAACUUAUAAAGAAUGGAAAGCAAAGCUCCACAGACACUAUAAGCAAUAUGCUUCUGACCCUGCUCUUGCACGAGAAACACCUCCCCCUGAAAAGAUCUUUGGUACUCGAAGGACUCUAGAAGAGUGGCAUUAUUUGGUUGAUACGUUGUACACAAAUGAGCAAUAUCAGAAACGCUGCAAGACCAAUGCUGAGAACAGAAAAAAGAAAGAGUUUGAUCAUACAGGAGGGUCACGUCCUUUCCUAAAACAUAUGGAAGCUGCUAGAGAGAAGGGUGAAAAUCCUACAUACAUUAGCAAUUGGAACAACAUGCAUAUGCUUAAGGGUAAGAGCAUGUGGAUCAAUGAGGCUGCUGAAAUUAAAGGGAAGAAGAUGAAUGAAGAGUAUGAGAAAGCCAAGCAACAAGUGGCUGAGAGUUCAGGAACUCCACUAGAUCAAGUCUCACUCCCUAUCCCACAACAGUUAGAGAUCAUGACUGGAGAACUUGGGGUUGCAAAGGGCAAGAGGAUUCGAGGCUUGGGUUCUAGUCUCCGAGUGGAGAGCUUGCAUAGUUGUGGAUUUGCCUCUUCUUGUGCUACAGAGCAAAAGGUUGAGGAACUUCAAAGCACAGUUGGUGAGUUGAAAGGCACAGUAAGUGAGCUUCAGGGCACAGUGGGUAAACUUUUGGAUGUCAUUGAGUGGAUGCGAACCCAUGAUGGUCCUCUACCCUCACAUUUAUUUGUUCCAUCCCAGCAUGUUGGUGAUUCUCCUUGUCAUGAUGAUCAAGGUAAUAGUGGUGGUUCACGUAAUGUUUAUGAAGAUCUUGAUGAUAUUGGAAAUAGUCAUUAG
Messenger RNA from Prunus armeniaca (apricot), 1395 nucleotides. The record is from the annotation of a GenBank genome assembly. NCBI's taxonomy places the organism in Eukaryota, Viridiplantae, Streptophyta, Magnoliopsida, Rosales, Rosaceae.